Molecule: messenger RNA, 2635 nt
Organism: Sinocyclocheilus anshuiensis
Lineage: Eukaryota; Metazoa; Chordata; Actinopteri; Cypriniformes; Cyprinidae
Product: zinc-binding protein A33-like
Exons: 6
Coding region: 297-1730 (477 amino acids)
Molecular function (GO): zinc ion binding; protein binding
Source: RefSeq, a predicted model, not a curated record
ACAGAGUGUUCAACGCACCGCCGUUUCCGUUUAAAAAACGUUUUGCACCGUUUUUGUCAGGGCUGAACGAAAAGGCAGACAAACUUGUUUGACUAUUUGCACUUUUAUUUUAUUUUCUGGUAUCUCUCCCGCCCACUUUCACAUACGCGGAAGUUGCCAGGAAUAAGACGAAAACAGGUAGAUUAAUGAACUUUUUAAACGCAGGAGGACCGAUGUUUUAAACAGCUCUGGGAUUUUUAAACGUAUUUUAAACCCUACCGAGAAAAUAUUAUUUAGUGAAAGUACAAGCUAACGACAUGGCAGACCACAGUGACAAGGAAAUCACAGACAGGCCAUCUCUUCUAGAGUCAGACUUGACGUGUCCUGUGUGCAAAGACAUUUUUAGGGAACCUGUGUUGCUCUCGUGUAGCCACAGUUUCUGCCAGGAAUGCCUGGAGGGCAGCUGGAAAAACCAGUCGAAACCGCAGUGCCCGCUGUGCAGAAAAUGCUGCGACGGAGAGACACCGAUUCCUAACCGCGCAUUAAAAAACACCUGCGUAACCUAUAAAAAGGAGAGGAACUGGAGAGGACAAGGUACUGGUGUAGAUGAGGUCAUUUGUGGCUUGCACCAGCGGCCCUUCCAGCUCUUCUGCAUUAAAGACGAGGAACCCGUGUGCGUCGACUGCGUGACUCUUCAUCCAGGACACGAGCUGGUGCCUAUAGAGCAAGGAGUGCCUUUCUGCAAGGAUGAGCUUAACAUGAAAAUCAAAAUACUGGAAAGUAAGCAGGACUCCUUCAAAAGGAUGAAAAAAAGAUAUAAAGACACAAUCUCCUUUAUUGAGAGCCAGACUAAGGAUGCAGAGAAUCAAAUCAAACAGGAGUUUGAAAGACUCCAUCAGGUCCUACGUGAUGAGGAGACAUCUAGAAUAAAUGCUUUGUAUAGAGAAGAAAAUGAGAAGAAGCAAAUGGUGAAUGAGAAGAUUGAUAUCAUCAGCCACGAUAUCAUAGCUCUUGCUGAAUUGAUUCAGUCGGUAAAGAGGGAAAUGGGAGCGGAGGAUUUGACAUUUCUUCAGAAUUUCCAGAGGCUAAAAAGACGAACCCAGUGGACUGGUGAGGAGCCAAAGAAGAUUCAAGGAGUUCUCAUCAACAUGGCCUUGCAUGUAGGCGCUUUGGGUUACAAAGUCUGGGAAAAGAUGCUGUCUCAUGUCACAUGUUUGCCUGUAAUCCUGGAUCCCAACACGGUCUCGCCCUGGCUCUCCAUAUCUCCUGAUUUUUCCAGUGUGCAACAGAGUUUGGAAAGACAGACCUUCCCAGACAACCCUGAGAGGUUUGAUCCCUGUGUUUUUGUCCUUGGCUCAGAGGGUUUCUCCUCAGGACGCCACCGUUGGGAGGUCCGUGUGGCUGACCACCCCAAAUGGAUCUUGGGUGUAUGCAAGGAGUCAGUGGUUCGGAAGAGGAAGUUCACAGUAACAACAACAGCCGGAGUGUGGACCAUCGGUCUGAGUAAAGGAGUCUACAGUGCACUGACCACUCCACGCACUGAGCUGAAUCUAGAGAGAAGGCCUGAAACCAUCAGGGUAAAGGUCAAUAUGGAGAAGGGAGAGGCGUCCUUCUGGGAUACAGGCAACAACAAGCACCUAUGUACAUAUAAUGAUAAGUUCACUGGAAAGCUGUUCCCCAUCUUUGGCCCAGGGCUCCAGAGUACACCCAUCACUAUCUUGCCUGCUAAAGUGACCAUACACAAACAAUAAGUAAAUAUGCUUUGUUUCUUUAACAUCUAAGCCUGGUGAGACUGAAGAGUCUAAAACCUUCACUAAAGUUGCUACUUAGUUUGAACAGAAUUCAAGGAACAUUUCGGAUUCAGUAGAAGUUAAUCCCAGUCAACAGCAUUUCAAACAGGACGUCAACCAUGACACUGUAAUGCCAUAAACCCUUAAACAAGUGUAAUUUUAAACUGUGUUACAGAUCAAAAAAGUUUUAAAAGAAGAAUGAAUGUAAGUGCUUUCAUUUCAACUGCAGCACCAUAACCGUGAUCCUUAAUUUUUGCUUCUUUUUUUUUUUAAGAAAACAAGGGACAAAUUGAAAUAUUUUUUUCUGGUGAUUAACGUCAUGCUACAAAUGCUGUUGUUUGUGAAUAACUUGUACUGGACAUGGAAAAUUCCUUUAAAUGAGAAUGGAAAAGAAAUGGAAACUCAAAGGAGGUGAACAGCAUAUUUUGAUAUAUUAUACUAAAACAUAUGUCACGAUUCAUGUUUUUUUUUUUUUUUUUUCAUAUUAUGUUUGUGUGAUUUGCUAUGUCAGGGUGAAGGUAUUUUUUUCCUUGUCCUCCACAAUGUAAAUGGCUUUAUUGCUGCUAAAACACUAUUAAUUGUUCAGUAGAGAAUGUCUUUUAUAUCAAUCCACUUAAAAUCUUAUACUUAACCAUACUAUUGUUGAAUGAUAGGGGUCAACAUAAGAGUUGAACCAGAACAACUCAGUUUCAGCCAUUAUCUUUUUUUUGUUUAAAGACAAUUGGUUUCCAUUUUGAUUUGCCAUUUAAUUGUGCCAGGUAUGUUUAAUUACAAUUAUACAGUACAGCUUUUGAUAUUAGCGGGGGUGAUAGUUAAAGAACCAACAUUUAAUUAAAUAAUAACAAUAAAGAUGAUCUCACUUAUCA